AUGACUUCGCACUUCAAUGACAAGUUUCUUUGGCUAUGUCUAGGCGUCUCUCUCUUCUUCGCCGUCCGCGGCAUUGCGGCGGAUCUCCGCCGAGUUAGUGAAUUGACGGAGAUCAAGCGAGUUGAGAAGGAGGACAAGAUGAUCAGCGAGGGUACAGAAGACGCUCUCAAAUUAGAUACACUCUUGAAGCUGUCCGAUAGCACAAGCUAUGACCUUCGCGCUGCUGCACUGCGCAUCAUUGCAGAGCGUUCGACAAAAGGCCAGACACGGGAUUUACUUCUGAAAGACCUGGCCAGCAAAAACAAAGAGCGACGAGGGAAAGCCCUAGCAGCGAUGUUCUUCCUAGUAUCCAAUAGAGCACUCUCACGAACUGCAGUCUGCUCCCGCCUGAGAGACCUCCCCACUUACGUUGCCUUGGUCGACUGUCUAUGCAGCUUUCUUGAAGAUCAUGUUGAAGAAACCUCUACGACUGACUCGCCUAUCCUCCCUAAGACAAGGCCAUUGGGCGAAAACAAGGCGCUGAGUAUUCUCAACCUGAUCCUACAAGAGAACAUACCCGCCGCCUUGGAAGCUGGCGUGAUCAGCCGUUGGCUCUCCAAAUACCCAUUUCCAUGUGCAUUAACGGAGCCGUCCCGGCGUCAGGAUGUGGUGAUACUCAUGAAGGCUUGGUGGUCUGAUGACAGAACCAUGAGUUCAAUUUUCAGCACACUUUCGUCGGAUCCUGGCGGAAAGAAACAACUACGAAAAUAUGGGUUAAUGGGUAGCCUCAUGGAAGAAAAUGACCAUGACGACGAAGAAGAAGACAGCGAUGUGUGGAUGGUCGAUGGCGACGACACAGCUAGCUCAAGGCGACUCUCUGGGAGAAGGUUCCGCGGUGGAACCGGUGAAGAACAAGCUAUCAGAAGGCGCAGGAGGGAGGCCAUGGUCUUGAACGACGGUGGGCACCCAUUGAACAAUGAUGAUAUCUUUCACAACCCCGUCACCCAAUGA
Molecule: messenger RNA, 990 nt
Organism: Aspergillus clavatus NRRL 1
Lineage: Eukaryota; Fungi; Ascomycota; Eurotiomycetes; Eurotiales; Aspergillaceae
Exons: 5
Coding region: 1-990 (329 amino acids)
Source: RefSeq, a predicted model, not a curated record